This is a messenger RNA of Boeremia exigua, 834 nucleotides long. Its product is annotated as yeats family-domain-containing protein. Gene Ontology annotation, molecular function: histone binding. Lineage: Eukaryota; Fungi; Ascomycota; Dothideomycetes; Pleosporales; Didymellaceae. The transcript has 2 exons. The coding region runs from base 1 to 834 and encodes 277 amino acids. Gene Ontology annotation, biological process: chromatin remodeling; regulation of transcription by RNA polymerase II. The record is from RefSeq and is a predicted model, not a curated record. Gene Ontology annotation, cellular component: Swr1 complex; NuA4 histone acetyltransferase complex.
AUGCCUGCGCCGGCGGCAAACAAGCGCGUCAAGGUGCGUCCCACCACUCCAGGUUUCAUCGGCUCCGAGGCCUGGGCGCUGCCGCCGCUGGGCCACCCCGACCGCCCCAAAGGCAUCCCCGACGACCACACCAAGCGCUGGACCGUGUACGUGCGGCAGCCCGACGGCGACCCCUCGCUCUCGACCUGGCUCAACAAAGUGCAAUUCAAGAUCUUCAACACGUACGAGAACCCGCUGCGCACGUGCGACAACCCGCCCUUUGAGGUCACCGAGACGGGCUGGGGCGGCUUCAGCAUCGACAUCCGGCUGCACUUCACGCCCAUCUCGGGCGAGAAGGCGCAGUACCGGCAGCACUUCCUGCAGCUGGAGAAGUACGGCACCGAGGAGCAGCAGAGCGCGCAGGAGCGCACGGGCUGCGUGCGCUCCGAGUUCCUCGAGGUCGUGCACUUCAACGAGCCAACCGAGGCGCUGUACGACGCCCUCACUGCCGAGGACCAGUGGGCGCAUCUGGUCCCCUCGAAGGCGGGAGGUGGCAGCAAGAAGGCGAGUCUGGGCGCGAACGGCCGGCUGAAGCGCGGACUGCCCAACGGCGAGCGCAGCGCGCAGUUGCCGGAGAAGGGCGCCGAGGAUGUGCCGUUCAGCCAGGAGCACGAGCAGGGGCUGAUUGACUCGCUGAUGGCGAAGAUUGCGCAGGUGGAUCGCGAGUUGGAGAAGGAGAUAGCCAGGCGCGAGAAGACGGAGAACACGCUCAAGGCGCUGAGGGAGGAUUUGGGGCAUGAGGCUGCGCAGCAGGCGGCGCAGCAGGCGUCGGGCGAUAGGAGUCGCAGGCGGUGA